CGACGACAGAUGUAUUUAUAUUUAUUAAGAGAUAAGUACUUAACAAGAAACGAAAGUUCAAUCUUCCUGCUUGUUAUAUAAGAACUCUCGAUCAGCUACACCUCGAAAACCAAUAAGCAAACUCCAAUUUUUCUCGUCGUUUCACGGACAAAAUGGACGAUUCUUCUGUAAUAACUUCUCGACUUCACGUUAGAAUUAUUUACUGUUUAAUAGUUUUAUUAAUAGGGAUAUCGGUAUUUAAUUCGUACUUAUAUCUUAAUUAUUCAUCUAAUUCUAUUUGUUCCGGCUCGGUUAACUUGCAACUAAGAGCUUACGAAAAUGGCGUUAGAAAAUUAGAAGAUCGUUUUAAUACUUUUCACGAGAUGUGGCGAGAUAGACUGAACAAAAGAUCGUCAAAUCAGCAGAGCCGAUGCCAAAUCAAGAUUUAUAUAGAAACCGAAAAGGAUCAGUUUUCUGAUAGUGUAUUGUUAACUGACAGGUAUUGCAUAAAGGAAUCUACACUCGAAAACUAUUUUCGGCGGGUGGCUAAUUACAGUGUAAACGAAACUCUACGACUACGAGCUGUCAAGAAAGAUGUAAAACGUGAAAUAAGACGUCAAGAUGGCGAAAAAGACUAUCAGCACAGUGAAACAGAAUAUGAGAAACUGGUGAAUUCAAUAAUUUCUGACAGAGGUUGGAUAUCAAAAAACAAAGACAAAAUAGGAACCUGGAGUAAAUCAGAUUGCGCGGAAUUGAUUAAAGAACUGUCACGUCUUUACCGUGAUGAAAUCGAGAGAUUAGAGAAUCUGUUUAACUCCUUCAAAGAGAUUGUGCAAAACAAGUCGAAUAAAACAAGUGAAAUUGCAAAUGAUUGCGAAAUCACAGCUUUUCCACAAGCGAUAAAGGUGCACGGGACUUAUUCGCUCACUGGUAAUUUCUGUGUCGAGAAAUCUUUCCUUAAGAAAUACGUUCUACAAACAGUCGACUUGUGUAAGGGAUUCAAUCAAAGACAAGAAGGUCAGAAAGAGGGAUCGAGACAAGUUAUUUCAAGAUUCCCAGAAAUAAACAUUCCUUCUGAUGACAGUAAACCGAAAGACUGUGUCCUGGAGAAAAUCGAAGAAGAAGGAUCUUUUUUCAAAAUACCUGAUGAGGUUCGGGGUAGAUCUUUUCUUUUGACCACCGAUCCGUUCGGAAACGAUUCCGAAAACGAAUUUAGCGUUUGGAUAAAAGAAUUUCUCACACCCAAUAUAACAGAAUACAGAUUCAAAACAUCUGGCCAAUACGAAAUCGUCAGUCGUGGCACAUUACCGGACGAAUUUUAUAAAUACGGCUUCUUAUACAACGGAAGUUUCUUCAGCGAAUACAAGGAAGAAAAAAGAAUCGCCAAAUACAAUUUGAAGACAAACGAAACGUCGAAGGUGAAAGAGCUGGACGACGGUUACUUUUUCAACGACAACCUGAUCUUCUUUUACGCGGACGAAUAUGGAGUCUGGACUUGCUACUACACUCGAAAUAGCGCAUACGUAGUGUUGAGGAUCGAUCCGAAGAGUAUGGCCAUUUUGUCGAAGCAGAUCGUUCCCGCCAAUUGCUACUUAUACAGGUUUUUCGUUGCAUCUGGAAGAAUUUACUGCGUCUCAGAGCAGGAAGACCAGAUUACUUUGUUAUCGGAUUUCUUCUCCAGAGACAAUCGAAACGUUUCUAUAAAUUUCCACCCCAAUAAAUUCGCUCGUUACCGUUAUCUCUUCUCUUACAAUUAUAGAAGUCAAUAUCUUUAUGUUUAUGACGAAAACAUAUUCAUGAGAUACAAAUUAUAUUUUAAUUGUUCUAAUUAAUGUUAAUCAUUUCAAUUGAAAUUUCUGUUAUUUUGAUUAAAUAUUUACAAGUAA
Molecule: messenger RNA, 1865 nt
Organism: Centruroides sculpturatus (bark scorpion)
Lineage: Eukaryota; Metazoa; Arthropoda; Arachnida; Scorpiones; Buthidae
Exons: 8
Coding region: 153-1811 (552 amino acids)
Source: RefSeq, a predicted model, not a curated record